This is a messenger RNA of Pangasianodon hypophthalmus (striped catfish), 5117 nucleotides long. RefSeq lists its product as uncharacterized. NCBI's taxonomy places the organism in Eukaryota, Metazoa, Chordata, Actinopteri, Siluriformes, Pangasiidae. The record is from RefSeq and is a predicted model, not a curated record. The transcript is spliced from 8 exons. Bases 673 to 2040 code for a protein of 455 amino acids. Gene Ontology annotation, molecular function: zinc ion binding.
GACACGCAGACAUGAAUAUUUAAUCUGGUUUAUACUUGUUUUGUUGAUAUUUUCGAGGCCGCUGCAGGUGCCACUGGAGGCGUGUUAAUCCUCGUCACAGGGUCAGCUGUGAUUAAUUCAUCAAGUUCUUUUUAAAUAAACACAAACAGCGGCGACGUUUUCAAACACAAACGACGUUAUUUAAACAUUUUUGGAUAUGUUCAUAUUCUAGUUAACGUUUGUUGUUGGGAAUUGGUGACACCCUUUUGGUUUAAAUUCUCAAAAUACUUGACGUUAGCAUAUAUGCUAAUUGUCGGCAAAAUACUUGCGUCUCGCGCAAUUUUUUUUUUUUUUUUUUUUUUUUUAAAGCUGUGCGCGCGAGUUCUGACGUAUUUUUGCUCGUCAUAUUCUCUGUGCACUGAGAGACAGCGACCGCGUCCCAAACCUCUGUGCACCUGCACUGAACAGGACGUCAAAAUAGUGCGCAGCCGCUGAUCUGGAUGCAGGCAGGCGCAAGAGGAAUCACGUGACCGUCAGUGUCAUUAUAGAUAUGUGUCUGAGUGCCAUCAGGUCCGCGGGUUUGCUCAUCCGAUAAGUUGAUUUCCUGUGACGAGUUUGUUUGUUUGUUUUUGUUUUCUUGGAGAUGGACAUAGAUCAAUAUACGUAGAUUAGAUUAAUAUACUGAUCUUCUCCAUGUCAAAAAGAAGCAUCGUCAUGGCCACAGCUUUGGACGACACCAGCGUGCUGGAGGAAGAGCUGACGUGCCCCGUGUGCCUAGAUCUUUACCGAGAGCCCCACCUGUUGCCAUGCGGCCACAACUUCUGCCUGCAGUGUCUGCGGAGGCUGAAGAGCCGCUCAGAGCGCGGCCGUCUGCGCUGCCCCGAAUGCCGAGAGAGCCAUCGCUGCUCCACGCAAUGGCAGAAGAACUUCAAGCUCGCCAACAUCGCUGAUGGCUUACGGCGCCGCAGCCGUGCCCAGAGGUCCGGCCACAGCCGACCAGGACCCUCAUACAGGACCAGUGAGGUGCGCUGUGAUUAUUGUAGUCCGGACGUCACUGGCGAUUCAGCCAAGAGAUCCACAGCGGUGAAGACGUGCCUGAAGUGCGAGGUGUCCAUGUGUCCAGAGCAUGUUCAGCACCACCUCGAGCUCCCUGCCUUCCGCGAGCAUCCACUGGUGGAGCCACUGAGCGACAUGAGGAAGAGAAAGUGCAUCGAGCAUGACGAGAUGUUUCGAUAUUACUGUAUGGACGAGCGCAAGUUCCUCUGCAAUGCCUGCACCAUUGAGGGAGGGCACAGCAAGCAUGCUAUCAAAACGCUCAAGAAUACCAUGAAGGAUCUGCGGGCAUCUCUGGAAACACAACUGCAGAAGGUGGACAGGAAGAUCAGAAGAGUAGAGAAAACUGUGCAGGAGCAAAGAGAGGUGGAACAGCAAAACAAGGCCUUCCUGGAGGAAGUGGACAAGCAGGUGGACACCCUACGAGGGGCUCUGAUGACCAGGCUGGAUGGAUUCCUGUCGUCGCUGAGUGAGUGUGUGCGUGCCUACGAGGGGGAGAACAGCCUCAGCAUCCAGCAGGAAUUAGUGCGAACAGAAGAGGACCGUAGUCGCCUAGGAGUUGUGCACGCAGGCAUCGAGCAGCUGCUACAGGAGAAUGACCCAUUCCAGUUCAUUAAGGAAUAUAUGUCAUGUGCCAGAAGUUACCGCAGGCUUCUGAAAAGGCCACUGUUUCAGCCACACGCUGCGACAGUGGAUACGGAGGUCAUUGAGGAACGUAUGGAAGGAAAACUGGAGGAUUUUAUGGCUGAUCUGCGGGAACACAUCACCGCAUUCAUUAACACUGUCUGUACAGGUGAUGCGGUAGAUGAAGGAGAUGAGGGAGUGGAAGAGGAAGAGGAGGAGGAGGAUGAGGAGGAGGACAGCGAUGAAAAUGAAAACGAAAAUGAUAGCAGUGAUGAAGACGAAGGGCAAGAGGAAGAGAUGAGCGAAGAAGAGGAAGAGUAUGACCACAGCGAGUCUGCUACUGACUAUUCCCCAGAGGAGGAAGAAGAAGAGGAGGAUGAGUAAUACUAUCCUCACUGAGCCUUCUCCACACUUGUCCCUCUUGUGCUGCCAAAACAGCUCUGUCCUGUUGAGACAUGGACUCCACAAGCCCUCUGAAGGUGUGCUGUGGUAUCCGGCACCAAGUCGUUAGCAGCAGAUCCUUUAAGUCCUGUAAGUUGUGAGGUGGGGCCUCCUUGGAUCAGACUUGUUUGUCCAGCACAUCCCACAGAUGCUCGACUGGAUUUAGAUCUGGGGAAUUUGGAGGCCAAGUCAACACCUUGAACUCUUUGUCAUGUUUUUGCCAAAGAGUUGUCAUGUUUUGUUUUUCUGACAGGGCGCAUUAUCCUGCUGAAAGUUGCCACUGCCAUUAGGGAAUAGCGUUGCCAUGAAGGGGUGUAUUUGGUCUGCAGCAAUGUUUAGGAAGGUGGUAUGUUUCACAAUGAUCACACGCAUCAGUGCGCCUGGGGCGCCCAUGACCUUGUCACUGGUUCACCGGUUGUCCUUCCUUGGACCACUUUUGGUAGGUACUAACCACUGCAUCCCGGGAAUACCACACAAGACCUGCCGUUUUUUAGAUGAUUUGACACAGUCAUCUAGCCAUCCCAAUCUGGCCCAUGUUAAAGUGGCUCAGAUCUAUACGCUUGUCCAUUUUUCCUGCUUCCAGCACAUCAACUUCGAGAACUGGCUGUUCAUUUGCUGCCUAAUAAAUCCCUCUCCUUGACAGAUGCCAUUGUAAUGAGAUAAUCAAUGUUAUUCACUUCACCUGUCAGUGGUUUUAAUGUUAUGGCUGAUGGGUGUAUAUCUGAGCUGCCCUUUCUGGAUGAAUGUGUUAGUGUAAUAUAAAAUUAGCCUUGUGAAGCACUGAAUGUAACUGCUGUUUUUUUUUUUCUACAUUUCUAAACCUGUAUCAAGCUAAUUUUUGCACUGAAAUAAAUAUUUACUGGGCAUUGGAUAUUUAUAAACACUGACCAUCCAGUUUAUUAGGAACAUCUGUACACUUGUUCAUUCCAUCAUGUGUCAGCAGUGCAGUGCAUAAAACCAUGCAGUUACAGGUCAAGACCUUCAGUUAAUGUUCAUAUCAAACAUCAGAAGGGGGAUAAAGUGUAAUAUCAGUGAUUUUGACUGUGACAUGGUUGGUUUGAGGUUUGGGAUUUUCAGCAGUCUCUAGAGUAUAUAAAAUGUUGCUUGGUCUUUUUCCGAUCUUUACCUGUCCAGCUGAAGUGCGUCUGUGUAAACUGUGGCUUCCGAUUCCUGUUCUUGGCUGGCAGGAGUGGAAACUGAUGUGGUAUUCUGCUGUAGUAGCCUAUCCGCCUCAAGGUUGUGUGUUCUGAGAUGCUUUUCUGCUCACCAUGGUUGUCAAAAGUGGUUAUUGGAGUUAUUGUAGCCUUCCUGUCAGCUCGAAACCAGCCUGGGCAUUCUCCUCUAACCUCUCUCCUCAAAAACGUGUUUCUGGCCAUAGCACUGCUGCUUACUGCAUUUUUUUUUUUGCUUUUCACACCUUUUUGUAUAAAUUCUAUAGUGUGAGAAAAUCCCAGGAGAUAAGCCCCUGAGAUCACAAUCUCCCCCAUUCUAAUGUGUGAUGUGAACAUUAACUGAAGCUCUCGACCUGUAUCUUCAUGAUUUUAUGCACUGUGUUUUUGGCUGAUUGGGUAAUUGCAUGAAUGAGCAGGUGUACAGGUGUUCCUAAUAGUGGCUGGUGAGUGUAUAUUAGACUAGAUGGUCUUGUUUGGAAGGGCAUGUGUACUGCACAAUGUUUUCCAGCCAUAAAUUUGUUUAUUUAAUCAUUUUUAAAGAUAAAAUGUUUGUAGUGUAUUUAAGAAAAAAAAUGAAAUAAUAGUGUUUGCUGUUUAUAGUUUUUUUGACUGAUUAGCUAUUCAUGUUCUUCUCAAUAGUUUUUUGUAAAUAGUUUGUAAAAUGAGCCAAAAUGAGCAAAUUAAAAAAAUAUAUUGAGCAUUGGUUUUGAUAUGACAUUAAUUUAUGAGCAUUAUCAAUGUUUCCAGUCAGUGCUUAGAAAGAAAUCUGGUGGAAAAUUGUUUUCUCUUUGCAUAGUAAUUAAGAGCAGACUGUGAUAUGAUGUAUAAUGAAACACAAAAUGUGAAAUUAUUUUACUUUAACACAGUUACAGCAUUCCUUUCCAGAUUUAUUCUCCCCCUUUCUGUUAUAAUAACCUCCACUCUUCUGAAAAGGCUUUCCACUAGAUUUAUGAUCGUGUCUGUGGAGAUUUGCCCAAUUAGCCACAAGAGCAUUAGUGAAGACAGGCACUGAUGUUGGGUGAGCAGGAUAUCUGCGCCGCUGUCGGUGUUCCAGUUCACCCCAAAGGUGUUCAGUGGGGUGGAGGUCAGGUCUCUGGGCAGGACACUUGAGUGCUCCCACUCCAGCCUUCUCAAACCAUGUCUACAUGGAGCUCGCUUUGUGCACAGGGACCUUGUCAUCCUGGAACAGAUUUGGAUCCCUUACUUCCAGUUAAGGUAAACUGUGAUGCUACAGCCUACAAAGACAUCCUAUACAGUUGUGCGCUUCCAACUUUCUGGCAAAAGUUUAGGGAAGGGCCAUAUAUGGAUAUAAUGAUCAGGUGUCCACAUAUUUUUGACGGUAUAGUGUAGGUUUCUUUCAACUGGAGGUAAAAUAAAAUAAAAAAAGAAUCUAGUAUCUCCAAUAUUCAUAUUUAAAUGAUUAUAAGAGCACAUUUUAGUGUGUAGCAACAUAUUUCAGGCUUACUUUACUGAUUAUAAUUCCUGUUGGCUCUGGGCAGAGAAGAAAUCAGAAAACGUGCAGCCUUUUUAUGCCUCUGCCAUCAAGUGGUGAAGGCGUUCUGUUUUCAGGUUGUUCAUCCGUGCAUUCGUCAGAGCUUUUCUUUAGAACAAUAUCUCAAUAACAAGAGGUUGAAUGUUUGUAGGGUUUAUAUGGAGUUAUCAUUGUAACCAGCUUAUGAACAGGUUAGAUGUAGGAAUUAAUCUGAACAGGAGGAAGGUCACAGCAAGAUCAAAUGUCUGAAAUGUCUUCAAUAGCUUCCUUCCUGUUUGAAGUGUAUUUUAAGGGUAUUUCUACCAUACAAAUUAGCCUGGUGUUCUACUUGUUUUCCCAUAAUAGGCUCUUUAUUG